This is a messenger RNA of Protopolystoma xenopodis, 372 nucleotides long. Lineage: Eukaryota; Metazoa; Platyhelminthes; Monogenea; Polystomatidea; Polystomatidae. The record is from the annotation of a GenBank genome assembly.
AUGCCGUCCGCGAUGGUAUCGGGUCCACGAGGCAGCGCCGGAAACUGGCACGACUACAACACUGUCAUGGCGGCACGAGCGGGUCGCAAAGAUGAGCGAAGCGUUUGUGCUGUUGACGAAGUCUGCGACGAAUACGGAGAAAAAGAAGAAGAAGAAGAAGAAGACGAAGACAAAGACGAAGAAGAAGAAGAAGAAGAAGAAGAAAAAGAAGAUGAAGAAGAUGAAGAAGAAGAAGAAGAAGACAGAGAGGAAGACGAAGACGAAGAUGAAGAAGAAGAAGAUGAUGAUGAUGAUGAAGAUGAAGAAGAAGAAGGCGAAGAAGAAGACGGAGACGAAGGCGAAGACAAAGAAGAAGACGGAGACGAAGGCUAA